Dendronephthya gigantea is the source of this 1562-nucleotide messenger RNA. Its product is annotated as TD and POZ domain-containing protein 4-like. The coding region runs from base 151 to 1071 and encodes 306 amino acids. The record is from RefSeq and is a predicted model, not a curated record. NCBI's taxonomy places the organism in Eukaryota, Metazoa, Cnidaria, Anthozoa, Malacalcyonacea, Nephtheidae. Gene Ontology annotation, molecular function: protein binding. The transcript has a single exon.
AACGUCCAGGUUAUCACCUUAAAACUGAAGCAAGCCAUUAUAGCGUUAAACAAUCAUAUAGACUUAUGUAGUGUCGUUUUAACAGAUAAUUUUGACAUAAUUGCCUUUUCAAAACCAGACAACGACUUUGCCGUAGAAGAAAUUGAAGAAAUGGAGUCGAACUCAAACACGACAACGGAUGACAAGCAGGUCCAAGCUACUACAUCUGUGGACGCUUUCAACGACAACGUUUUCUCAAAAUCAUGGAACAACAGCGACGUAGUACUACUUGUAGACGGCGAGGAAUUCCAUGUUCAUCGCUCCAUUCUAUCAUUGCAGUCUCCGGUAUUUCAUGCGAUGUUUAACGGUAAUUUCAAGGAUGCAACACAAGACAAGAUCGAGUUAAAAGACGACAUGAACCACAAAGCAAUGUUGCAAUUUCUCAUACUGUUGUAUCCGUCCAACAUGCUUGACGAAGUCAAAGGCAGUGUAUCCAUCACGGAUGAAAAUGUCUUCGAAAUACUUCAACUUGCCGACAAAUACGGGGCCAUCAACAUCAUAAAGCAAUGUAUGAAAGAGGCUGGGCGUCUUAAACCGGAAAAUACGAUGCGUUUACUUCCCUAUGCUGUGCGAAAUGAAUUGCCACUUGAGAAAAUAUAUGAUGUGAUUGCUCGGCACGUCUCGACAGAAAAGCUUGGAAGUUUUGCACCAGAAAUCGGCAAAGAGUCUGUUCACAUAGAAGCAUUAGACAAGAAAUGCCGUCUUUAUGAGGACGUUCUCAAACGAGCGAAUACAGCUAUACAUCACUUGUUGCAAAUACAUCUCGAUUUUAAGACUGGUAGCCGAAGGUUCGAAACCUCUGUCAGGUGCGUUCAACACACACCUCUUGGCGUUCGUGAUUUUGAGAAGGCAAGGAAAUGCGAAAAUUGUUUAAAGAUUUACAAAAGUUGUUUCAUUGAUGAAUAUAUCUAUCCUGUCAGCCGGUCAGGCAUUGGUGGUACGCCUAAACCGCCAACCAAUGAUUCCAAAAGUGCAGAUUUCAUUGAUUUACUUCAAAUUACAGAUGACAUUGCAAUUUCUCUGGAAAAGUGAACGCAAGUGGAAUAGGCAUGCAACAUCCUAUCUACAUUUAAUUUGCAUUGUCACAUGUCAGAACAUGUAAUCAGCAAUGAUCACUUUUUUAUCAGACUAGUUUGUUAAAUCCAGCAAGUGUUAAUUGAAGGGUUAACUGCACCAAUCAAGAUUUUGAAUUGUUCAAGUCUGUAAUCACCUUGAUGAAAGCAAAACUAAGUACAUGACCAGGGUUUAUUGAUGUCAUUAUAUACACAAUUUCACAAAUGACAGUUUUCUAUUAUUGUCAGUGUUCCUGGUCAGAAUAAGUGAAAGUCAGCUUCCUUUUAGACAUUUAAAAACAGCAAUACAGGUGCAAGUAUUCCUUGCAUGCACAUGGUGUUCGAAGUUCAAGGACUAUAUACUCAAAUAUAUUACAUGUUUAUAUUACAAAAAUGUAAUUUCUGUAAAAACUUAAAACUUCAAACAUACAAAUGUAAAUAUUACAUGUCUGCUUGGACAUUUAAGAUAGA